Chara braunii is the source of this 5273-nucleotide messenger RNA. The record is from the annotation of a GenBank genome assembly. Lineage: Eukaryota; Viridiplantae; Streptophyta; Charophyceae; Charales; Characeae.
AUUGAACUGCUGAGUGGGGCCUUUCGUCCUAUCGUUUCUUAUAACAGGAAGAUUGAAGCUGAAGGCGGUUGAUCAAAAUGCCAGAGGAGAUGGCGGACGGCGGGGGAAAGUGCGUGACACUCGACGAGCUUAUCGAUGCCUUGGAUAAGCGCGAGAGAGCGCCGAGCAAUGUCCCGAAGGUUGAUACGUUUCAUUUCAAGGGAGAUUGGGUGUCUGAUUGGCUAGACCUGAUUGAGCAGGCACUGGUGGCGUUGGCAGAUGAAGUAAGAUUCCAACGUAUCAUGAGAUACGUCCUUCAUAGCCACCAUCAGGAGGUGGGUAGGGUGGUGGAUGCAGCAAAUGGUAGUUGGGCAAGGUUCAGGGACAUGAUGCUAAGGAAGUACAGAUUGGGGGAUGGGUUGUUGACCAUGGCGGACUUGGAAGCCAUGAACAAAGACGACUUUUCCACGAUCGGGGCGUUCGUGCACGAAUUCAAGAAAAAGGCGAGGAAAGUGCACGGGAUUUCGGAGGAGGCGCAAUGCGCCACAUUUCUGGGGUUGCUUACGGGCUCGGAGGCCGCAGAGUUGACAAAGCAUGGGGAAGGGAGUGAGAAGCUCACCUGGACAACUAUAGACAAAGGAGUGGAAGAGGGGAGUUCGGACCAGGUAGAACAGCACCAGAUGCGGCUGCAGAGGCGUAAGAGGAAGGAAAGGGAUGCUACCGCAUCCGGGACCCCAGGGGUGAAGAGGAUCGUCACGGACGUGUUGGCGGCGCUGGGGUAUGACAAUGAGGCAGAAAUACAGAAAAGAGGGGUGACUGUGGCGCAAGGCCGGGCCUCAGGGGCAGUAGAUGAGGAGGCUGGGCGCGAAGACUACGGCGGAGGGGAGACGGGUUUCCAAGCCCUGACUAAGGCCCAGAAGAAGCAACGCAACCUGCUGCUGGGAGGGCAGGGAUCAGGGAAGGGGCAGGCUCCCCAAGCCAUUGCCGCACAGCCGCCUGUCGCCGCGGCCACGCCAGCGCCAGCGGGACCAAAGGAAGUGGUGGAGGUCCAGGAGGAGGAAGAGGAAGUUGAUGACAAAGAGGAUGAGAGGCUCCGGCAGGAGGAGGACCGGCGAGCCGAGCAGAGGGCCAAGAAGAGAGGAAUUCAGGGAGAGGCGGAGACGGGCCUGCACGACGGCGUGCCAAAAAGGAAGAAGUACGCAGUCCGGCUGGAGGGGGGCUUUGACGUGGAGCGAAUGGUGGACAAGCUCCUGGAGGGUCACAAUGAUCUGAUGAAUAUGAAAGACAUCUUGGCGUCGGCACCAAGGCUCCGUGGUGAGCUGAAAGGGAGGCUCUCACGAAGCACCGCGUCUAACGUGAUGGUGGGAAUUGGGAGGGUAAGGGCACGAACGUGCUUCUUCGUCAUGCCCGAUGUCGAUCACCCUAUCCUUCUGGGGAGGUCGUUCCUCCGCCGAACGGAGACUUUGGUCUUCAACAGGCAUGAGGGGACGAUGAUCCUGACCCUAUCCGAUCCAGCCUGUGGGAACUACGAGAUCAUCAAGUGCCGGAACACAGGACCCGAAAGUGGGAGGAACAGGCUCAACCUCACCUCCUUUACCUUCGAGGAGUCUGAGUACGCGCGACGAAGGCUCCGGGAGGAACAAGAGGAGGAAGGGGCGGCCGGGGUAUUGUCUUUGAGCCUUAACGAUGUAAAUAAGGCGAUGGACGUAGUGGCGACACAUGAUAUGGCGGACCCCGAGGCCACAAAGGCGUUGACAGAGCAGGGUCCAAAGGAGAAGGAGGAAGAUGAAGCGAUGCCUGGGUUGAGGCGAUUCGUUUGGAAGCAUGUCCAAGACAUUGACCAGAUUCUGAGUCUGCUAGAAGAGCACAACCUGACGGCAAGUGGUCCCAAGUCGAAGAACUGCAUGAGGGAGGCCACAAUUCUGGGUUUUGUCUGUAAUGAGAAGGGGCAAAGGCCAAACGUAAAGAAGACGGACAAAAUUCUUGAGUGGCCAGCGCCAUUCCACUCAAUAACAGACGUAAGGAGUUUCCUUGGGACCGGUGGCUUUUGGAGGAGCUUCGUGAAGGACUUUGCCGCCAAGAUGGAGCAUUUGAGAAAGUUGGUGCGCCAGGACCAGGAGUGGGUUUGGGAUGAAGACCAGGAGUGGGUUUGGGAUGAAGACCAGGAGAAGGCCAUGGACAGGAUGAAGGCAGAGUUUAAGGAAGGAGGUUUGGUGUUGGGAGCGCCAAACUAUGAGGCCACGGAGGAAAAACCAUUCAUUGUCGAGACGGACGCUGGGCCAACUGCCUUGGGAGGGGUCCUGAUUCAGGCAGAUGUUGAGGGGAAGGAGAGGCCGUUAAAGUUUGAAAGUCGUACCCUCAAUACAACUGAGAGGAAUUACUCUCAGUUUAAGAAGGAGACGUUGGCAGUACUCCAUUGCCUAAGGACCUUCCGGAACUAUAUUUUUGGCAGGAGGCUUAUUUUGAGGGUGGACCCUACUGCGCUUGUUUGUUCUCUGAAGAGUUAUACUUCAUCUGACCCAACCAUCGCGAGAUGGCUACCCUACAUUUGGAUGUUUAACUUUGAGCUGGGGAGAAUUCCAGAGGACAAGAACAAGGCAGAUGGGCUGAGCCGUAUCAACUGGGAAGGGGUGGAUCAGGAGUCAGUUGAGGACACCCCACCAGUCGACGGGUUCUUGGAUCAAGAGGAGGACGUUCGCCUCCACAUAAACGAAUGGUCGUUGAGGGUGCCUAGCUGCGUCACACACCCCAUAUGGCUAGCGCUAAGGGGAUACGAACGAAAGGAGGAAUUGGUCCUCAAGCCCUUCCAGGAGGAAGAUCCGUGGGGGAGUAAGGAUGUUGGCUGGAUGAUGAAGUUGGCAUUGGCGGGUACACAUAGUCUGGCGGAAGAAGACGAUGAGUUCGAGGAGGGAGAGAUCAGGGAGGCCUUUCGCACAGAAGAGUAUGACGGGAUCUAUCGAGAGUUGGGAUUAUUCCUGUCAUGCGAGAUAAGGGAUAGGGACGCGAGUGCUAAAGCCCACAAGAUGAGUCAUCUCUACGUAGUAAGAGACGACCAUCUGUUUAUAAAGCGGCAGGUCGGAAACCCCAAGAGGAUUGUAUGUGGGAGGAACCGGCAGAUCGAUGUCAUAGCAGCCCUACAUGACGGUAUAGCAGGGGGGCAAAGAGGGAUUAGUGCCAUGUGCGCAAAGAUAAGCGAAUUGUACCAUUGGGACGGGAUGUUGACUAUGGUCAUCAAAUACUGUCAGUCCUGUGUACCUUGCCAAGAGGGGUCAGCGCAAAGGUCAGGGGAACCCCUGCACCCAAGGUUGGAGAGGGAAGUGGGUGCGGUCGUGCACCUGAACCUGUUGUUCAUGCCAGCUGGCGAGAAUGGGUGUAAUUACAUCUUCGAUGCACGAGAUAACCUUACUGGGUUUGUGGACGGUCGGGCUAUUCGGAUGAAGACCGUCCCGGUUUUGGCAAAUUGCAUCGAGGAGUACUACCUGCGUUAUCCCUUUGUCAAAGAGUUCGUGAUGGACCGAGGUUCGGAAUUCACCUGCAAUGAGGUGCGAACCUUGCUUGCUGGGUAUGGCGUAAUGGCUAACUACACUACGGCCACGCACCCGCAAGGGAAUGCACAUGUGGAGAGGAGGCACAGUACCAUCACAAACCUCUUGGCUAAGUGGACGGAGGGUAGGCCGGCUCAGUGGCCGAAGUUCUUGCGAGCGGCUUUCUUCGUGGAGAACGUUACAAUAAAAAUGACUACCAAGUCUGACUUUUCGAAGGCAGCCAUGCAGAGGGGCGGGAGGGACGCGCGGUCGCGGCAGGGGUCACAGAGGGCAUCUGGGAAAGGCGAGCAGCACGGGCCGCCUAGGAGAGAGCCUAUGCCAGAGUUCGAUGACGACAACAUUGAGCUUUUCCUGGAUGUGUGUCGGGAUCAUGCGGCCCAGAGAGGAUGGUCAGUGGUAGAGCGGAUCCACCAUUUGAGGGGGAUAGGGCGGUUCGAGGAGCCUGUCGCUCAGAUAUGUGAGGAGGCCCUGACUUGGCCAGAUGUGGAGGCCGGGAUGCAGAGGUUGAGAGUUUCCCCUAGAGGACGUGAUGGCAUGCCCAUUCGAUUGGAGGAGGGGAACGCGAAGGAGUUUAUUCCCGCAUACGAGCAUUAUAUGCUGAUUGAGUUUCGGCGGAUUACGAGUGAGGAGCUGAGGCCGCCUUCACUGUCGCCAUCAGGGCAUGAGCCGGACAUACCAUGGGAGACGCCAUUCCGGAGCUUAGCGACUCACCUUGACGUAUCUCGAUGGGAGGCCUCACGGUUGGGGGAGGGCUCAACUGAGCCGGCGCGCUAUGUACCAUUAGAGGAGCCUCUGGACCUCGGGACGGAGACGGACAUGCGAGACCGAGGGGGGCCGCAUGAUCCUGAGAUGGAAGCCGAGCGGCCGGACCCGGAGGCGGAGAUGGAGGAUCAGGGAGCGUGUGAGGGAGCAAGGGUGGAAGUACUCCCUGACUUGCCAUCGGCCACGCAUGCGAUCGAGAGCUCAGUUACCAGAGGACCUGCACCAGGGGGACUACCGCCGGCAUUGCCGCGUACUGGCGAGGGGAUAGGUACCAUGGCAUCAACUCCAGAAGGUCGUGAGCCGCGAGUGGAAAGGGCCUCAAAGGAAACUCGCGAAGAGAAGACCGCCAGGGUACGAGUCCGCUUGGCCGAGAUACACGCGAGGCAGGCUGAGAUGGAGGCGGCAGGGAUAGAGCCGAUGCCGCCGGUCGAGCCCAAGACGAGCGAGCAGAGGAUCGACGACGAUGAGCUCGCGGCCGGAAAGUGGGGGGUGGAGCACCUGACUACUCAGCUUGCCGAGGAAAGGGCGAGGAGCCAGGCCAGAGAAGUUGAGUGGGAGAGGAGAUUUGGGGAGAUGGCAGCCAUCGUGGACAGGCUUUCGGCAGCCUGGGAGGCUAGCCAGACGGGACGAGCCGGUGCCGAUGGCCAGGGCCGAGGGAUACAGGCUUCGCCGAGUCGGGGAGCAGCGGUUGAGGCCCCUCCACAGGCCGGGCCAAUGGGGGAGGUGCCUCUGGAUUCAGUCGAGGAGGAGGGUGGCGCCCAGGAGUCGCUUAUGGCUAUGUCCACGGAGAGCAGAGGCUCGCGUUUGCAUGAGCUGGCGGCAACCAUGGGGACAGGUACACCGCAGGAGAGGCGUCAGAGGCUUGACACUCCAGACUACGCCCCAAGGCUGGGAGAGUUGAGGACGGAGUUGGGCUCCUAGGCCACAGGGACGAACUCAGGAGGACCUGACUCAGGGCGUCAGCAGCAACAGGAGGUCAUGAGUGAG